This is a messenger RNA of Ostrinia furnacalis (Asian corn borer), 996 nucleotides long. It is a transcript of the gene Osi19, whose product is annotated as DUF1676 domain-containing protein Osi19. NCBI's taxonomy places the organism in Eukaryota, Metazoa, Arthropoda, Insecta, Lepidoptera, Crambidae. The transcript has 3 exons. Gene Ontology annotation, cellular component: membrane. Bases 41 to 820 code for a protein of 259 amino acids. The record is from RefSeq and is a predicted model, not a curated record.
UCUAGCCUUCGUGUAGUGAACACCAGGACAGGGAAACAAAAUGGUGUCCAGCAAAGUGGUGUGUUUGGUGGCUUUGGCCCUUUUCGGAAGUGCGGUGGCGCAGCCCUCGAAGCAGGCCUUCUGGAAGGGCACUCCCAUGGACGGCAUGGUCGAGGAGAUGAGAUCUGGCUGUGUCGAGGGAUCUGACCCAACUGCGUGCAUCAAAUAUAAGGUCAUGUCUCUCUUGGACACCAUUUUCAAAAAGGACACAUUCCAGAUCUCAGAAGCCGUUGAAGUGACAAAGAAUGGUGCUGGCAACGAUGUCACCGGCCGUUCGUCUGGCGACUUCAUGGACACCAUCGAGAACUACAUCCAGUCCCACGACGUGACCUUCCAACUGCCCAUCGCCGACACCAAAGUCACCGUCAGCCCCAGAAACCUCGACAGCGAUGAGCUGAGCCUCAACAUCAAGUUCAACAAGGAAGGCGCGAGGUCCGUCGGCGAGGCCCGCAAGGCCAAGCUCAAGAAGAUCAUUGUCCCCAUCCUGGUGUUCGUCCUCCUCAAGGCCAUGACCCUCAUCCCUCUGGCCCUCGGUGUCCUCGGUCUGAAGGCCUGGAACGCGCUGCAGCUGUCCUUCUUCUCUUUCGUCGUCUCCGUCGCCUUGGCCAUCUUCCAGCUCUGCAAAAAGUUUACCCAGAUUGCGGCCGACAACUCCCACCCUCAGAUCUCUGCGCACGGCCCGUGGGACGCCGCCUACGCCGCCACCCGCCGCCGGAGGGACGCCGAGCCCCAGGAGGAAGCCCAGGAACUCGCCUACAAUGCCUACAACGCCAACUACUGAACCACGACCAUCGACCCCCCGACCCGCUCAAAAUGGCUGCCGUUCCAAAUACAAAACUCAAUCUGACAGCCACGAGAUCGGAUACCAAAACCAAAUAGGUUUCACUCGGAAACCGCGACAGUGUAAAUACUAUGUAAUUGAAACUUAUUUAUUUGAAAUGCGCGAGUGAGUGUGAU